CGGCGUCAGACAGCAGGCUGCCCUGAGUGUGUGAGCAGGUUUGAUACAAACACCGAUUUGUUUUUGUUUGACUGCAGUUAGAAAGACGAUGAUUAGCAGUGUUUUAAACGAUGUGAUCUCGUCUUUAGUGAUUGUGUUCAAGUUUUCAGUUACGGUAAAUUAACUUAUUAACGUAACACACAGAUAUAAAGAGGUAACUGUGGUAACCACACGUGGCAACAUUACAGGUGUAAAGAUCGUUUUAUUUUGGAGGAGAUUGAAUAGAAACGUUAGAGGAAGACUUUGGAAAUGUCCCGGCACAGUAAGAAAAACGGCAUACCUGACAGAUGGCUCAAUUACAAAGCUGUGGGGAAAAGACUUCACGGUUCACGUUUCAUCGCCUUCAAAGUGCCUCUGAAACAGUCUUUGAACUGUCAGCUGUCAAAUCGGGACGUGUUCGGACCCUGGGAGCUGCUCGACUCUUUGAAGAAAGAAAAACAAGAUCUGGGUUUGAUCGUAGACCUCACCUUCACCAAGCGCUACUACAACCUGCAGGAUUUACCUGAGUCUUUGCUGUUUGUGAAGAUCUUAACGGCCGGUCACCAGAUUCCGAGCGAUGAAACAAUCCUGAGCUUCAAACGAGCCGUACGAAAGUUUCUGAGAGACAACGCAGAUAAUGACAAGCUGGUCGGAGUCCACUGCACGCACGGUCUGAACCGCACAGGAUACCUGAUCUGCAGGUAUCUGAUCGAUGUGGACGGGAUGGAUCCUCAGGAGGCCGUUCAGUUGUUUAACUCUUCACGGGGACACAAUAUAGAGCGACAAAACUACCUGGACGACCUUCAGCAUGGACCGAAGAGAAGCAACGACGGGAUGGAAGAGUCCGAGCAGGAGCCAAUGAGAGGUCUCGCUUCUCAUCGACCGUCGGACUCAGACAUCAGAGACGAGAGGCGACCUCACCACGACGACUCUCGACACCACAGAAACUUCCCUCCCAGAGAAAGAAACCACCGCCCACAUCAACGCCAUCCACACGAUGGCCACUUUCCUAAUCCUCCUCCGCUCCUUCCCCCUCCUUUCUAUCCACCUAUGGGAGCCAAUCUCUACUCGUAUCGACGGACCCCUCAUCAACCUGACAGUCAGUGGAGGAGACCCCCCUGCCCAGAGGAGAGCAGGUCCAGGUACCCUCCAGAUGAUCGCGAUUGGAGGUCAUCGUCCCGCCGGCAGGAGGAGGACAGAUGGAGAGCUCCUCCUCCUCCUUUCCUCCCCCGCUACACCCCACGCUGGAGCGACGAGUCCAACGGCCACGGCAGACGUGAGGAGGAGGGGGUCGCUCCCAGAAGCAGACACCACGACAGACCACCACACAGAGACCGAGUCCGCUCAUCUGAGCAUUAGUGAAGUGAGAGAGGAGACAGGACACUGAUGACGCUCUUUAUUUAAGGGACCUGAACCAGGGGUCAACCAAGCUGUCUUACUUUUAGGGUCUUAAUCAGUUUAAGGUACAAAAAGAUCUCUUCAGCCCGCAGCAGGUGAACAGCUGUUACAUCACGCUCUCUCUACAAACACACCACACUACAUUCAUAAAAACAUACAUUGUACCUCACAGGACUCAGGAGUUUAUUGUCCAACACUUGUUUUCUCUCUGGAGUCUAUCUGAACUCAAAGGAGCAGUAUGUAACUCUGACCCCUAGUGUUUAAAAUGGGUACUGCAGUCUAAAUCCUAAACAUUGUAGAGAGC
Labrus bergylta (ballan wrasse) is the source of this 1720-nucleotide messenger RNA. RefSeq names its product dual specificity phosphatase 11 (RNA/RNP complex 1-interacting) (gene dusp11). NCBI's taxonomy places the organism in Eukaryota, Metazoa, Chordata, Actinopteri, Labriformes, Labridae. Gene Ontology annotation, molecular function: polynucleotide 5'-phosphatase activity; protein tyrosine/serine/threonine phosphatase activity. Gene Ontology annotation, biological process: protein dephosphorylation. The record is from RefSeq and is a predicted model, not a curated record.